Molecule: messenger RNA, 690 nt
Organism: Vicia villosa (hairy vetch)
Lineage: Eukaryota; Viridiplantae; Streptophyta; Magnoliopsida; Fabales; Fabaceae
Exons: 1
Coding region: 1-690 (229 amino acids)
Source: RefSeq, a predicted model, not a curated record
AUGAGUCAAUGGGAGGUUGAUUCCAUUGAAGAGUAUCUCAACUAUACCAUGAGUUUGUUGGACCUUCUGAAUUGCAUUUCUUCUUCUUUUUCUCAUCUUGGCCAAGCUAGGCUUUCUCUAGCUCAUGGUUUGAGUUUGACUAUGAUGGAAAAGGAAAAGUCACAUUCUUUGGAAAGAAAACAUUUGAAAACAAUCCAACCAUCAGGGUGUUUUAGCUCCAAUUUUGGUAGAUAUCUUCACACAAAAGAUCAAAAAGCAAAGAAUUUUUCUGGUAAGGAGUGGAUUGUUCAUGAGGGUGUAAAGGAAAUGAAGAGUACUGGAUUUUGGGUUUGUGGAGUUCUCUUAUCUUGCUUAAAUGGUGAUUGUAAUCCAUACAUGGAACUAAGAAAAACUGCUGGUGGGUUUGAAAGUUCUCUAGUCGCCACACUUGACUUCAAAAUCAGUGGCAAGUUAGUGAAGAAAAAGCCGAGCUUCUGCGAGAUCAAAGAGAUGAAUAAUGGUGUUGCUUACCUUGUUGCUGGGGAUGAAGUAAGACAUGAUGCAGCCAAAGAUUUGCAGAGAAAGCUGUGUGAGUUAAAUAAACUAUUUGAUGAUAUAAGCAAGGAAGUUGAUAAUUUAUUUAAUGAUGUAAUGAAUCAAAGAACUAAGUUAGUUAAUGGAUCUCGACUACAGAAAUACCAACAAAUAUAA